Molecule: messenger RNA, 342 nt
Organism: Metarhizium album ARSEF 1941
Lineage: Eukaryota; Fungi; Ascomycota; Sordariomycetes; Hypocreales; Clavicipitaceae
Exons: 1
Coding region: 1-342 (113 amino acids)
Source: RefSeq, a predicted model, not a curated record
AUGAACAUUCGCCUGUCUCCUGCAGCCGGCGCAGGCGCGUACUACUUUGCCAAGCGAGAAAUCAACGCCGACCGUCAGGCCAAGCUUCAAGCCGCCCGUAAAAAGCGGGAAGACAUUCGAUCUCUCGAGUACGCCGGCCCCGGUUCGACAUCUUCGUCCGUUGCCACCGGUAACGGCGCCCCUGCCAUGACAGACACAGCUGGCUCUCCGAGCCAUGAGGCGGGCAAUGAUCCCGCGGCGACCAGACAUGCUGCAGUGACAGAGUCGCAGCAGACCAAGGAGAAGAGCAAAUACGAAAGCACAACGCCGUAUAGGAGUCCUAAGGGAGAUCGGUUUUCGUAA